Messenger RNA from Epinephelus moara (kelp grouper), 1386 nucleotides. It is a transcript of the gene gdpd3a, whose product is annotated as glycerophosphodiester phosphodiesterase domain containing 3a. The transcript is spliced from 10 exons. Gene Ontology annotation, cellular component: endoplasmic reticulum membrane. Gene Ontology annotation, biological process: glycerophospholipid catabolic process. The coding region runs from base 376 to 1218 and encodes 280 amino acids. Lineage: Eukaryota; Metazoa; Chordata; Actinopteri; Perciformes; Serranidae. Gene Ontology annotation, molecular function: phosphoric diester hydrolase activity; phosphatidylcholine lysophospholipase A1 activity. The record is from RefSeq and is a predicted model, not a curated record.
AAUAGUAUUGCCACAGGCAGGGGAGAGGCCAGAGAGAAAGAGGGAGAGCGUGGAGGUGAGCUCUGGGUUAUGGGCUGGUGCUUUAUUAACUUAUUUUUUACAGCUCUGAAGGUUUCGAGAGUCAGUAGGAAGACGAAUUUCCUCGGUCUUACCCGUCUGUCCAGUUUUUUUCUUAUCUUCAAAGUAAGACAGAGAGCAGGCUGUCUUCAGUGAAGCCUUUGAAUCCGCCUACACAACAGGGGGAUUGUUUAAAGGCUUUAUUAUCUUUUGCUGAAAGACACACCUGUUGGCACCGUUUUAGUUGAUCACUUUUUUUUUUGCUGGAGAUUUCUGUUCAUUCUCCACGUGACAGAGACUCACUCAGGAGCUCGCUGGAUGUGUUUGCGGGGAAGAAUGAGCGGCUUUCUGUACUUCAUCCUCCCAGCUCUGGGUGGAUACACUCUCACCUCUCUGUACCUGCUGAAGAACCCGCUCAUUCUCCACAGGAAGAAACGCACCGCUUUUUACUGCACACACAUCUCACACAGAGGAGGAUGUGGAGAGAGGAUUGAGAGCACCAUGGGGGCGUUCACACAUGCCGUGGAACAGGGCACACAGAUGCUGGAGAUGGAUUGUCACUUGACUCGCGAUGGACAUGUGGUGGUGUCACAUGAUGAGAAUCUGCUGAGGCAGACCGGCCACGACGUCACCAUCUCCUCACUCAAUCUACAGGAUAUGCCUCUGUAUAAGGAGAAACUGGAGGUGACAUUUUACGCAGGACGCUACAGCAGCGGUGCAGACAGGAAGUUCGCUUUGCUGGAGGACGUGUUCAGGAAGUUCCCUGACACGCCUGUCAGCAUUGAGAUUAAGGAGAACAACAAGGAGCUGAUAGAAAAGGUGUCUGACUUGGUCAGAUGCUACAACAGGGAGGAAAUCACUGUCUGGGCCUCUGUGAACAGCAGGAUCAUGAAGGAAUGCCGCAAAACGAAUGACUCGAUGCCGUACAGCUUCACUGUGCACCGAGGUGUCUUGCUUCUUCUUCUCUUCUACAGUGGCCUGCUGCCCUUUGUGCCACUGGGAGAGAGUUUAGUGCAGUGCUACCUGCCACGCAUCAUCAACAGGACGUUCAUUCCUAAGAAGCGCAUCCUGAGGAACCCACUGAUCAUCUCCCUGAUAGAAAAAGUAACAAUGAGGAAGAGUCUUUUUAAUCACCUGGCAGCCCGGGGAAUUCAGGUAUGAAACCACAUACAUACCUCAUCCAAACACUGCUCUGCUGUGCAUUUGUUUGUGUGCAAUGAAGAUGAAGACAUAAAGGCUGCAUUUGAAGUGGGAGCCACAGGGGUGAUGAGUGACUACCCGACUCUUCUCUCAAGCUACCUCUGCAGAAACAGGAGUCAGGAUUGAUCC